Balearica regulorum gibbericeps (East African grey crowned-crane) is the source of this 109-nucleotide messenger RNA. The record is from RefSeq and is a predicted model, not a curated record. NCBI's taxonomy places the organism in Eukaryota, Metazoa, Chordata, Aves, Gruiformes, Gruidae.
AUGGGCCCCAGUGCUCCCCAUCACCCCAUGUCCCCAUCUGUCUGUGUCCCCAUGUCCCCAUCUGUCUGUGUCCCCAUGUCCCCAUCUCCCUGUGUCCCCAUGUCCCCAU